Molecule: messenger RNA, 1191 nt
Organism: Metarhizium brunneum ARSEF 3297
Lineage: Eukaryota; Fungi; Ascomycota; Sordariomycetes; Hypocreales; Clavicipitaceae
Source: RefSeq, a predicted model, not a curated record
AUGUCGUCACCAACAGAUGGCACUGAGUUGCCCCCGGGCUCCUUCGAUGACCGCUCUCCUCCCUUGGUGGCUCUCUGCAUUGCCAUGAUUGUCGUCAUCUCGGUCAUGAUGGCACUUCGCUUUGCCUCGCGACUCAUCGCAGAGAGCUCGCCUGGGCAUUUCAAAAGUCUUUGGUGGGAUGAUUGGACAGCUUUAGUAUCCACGAUAUUCAUGUUGGUGCAGCUCGUCAUGAGCUUGGUCAUGUUCGACUUGGGAUCCGGAAAGCACAUUUGGGUCGUGCCGCCCGAGAACGUCGUCAAGAUUCUGCGCAUGCUUUUCGCCGUCUACUUCAUCUACGACAUACAUCUCGCCAUGGCCAAGGCAUCCGCCCUGUUUUUCCUCGCCCGCAUCUUUCCUCCCAACGUGUCGCCGCCAUGGUUCAACAAUGCCGUCAUCAUCACCCACGCCGCCAACGCUGCCUGGUUUAUUGGCAUUGUGUUGGGCACCAUCUUCCAGUGCAAGUCGCUCAGGAACUGGCACCCAAUGCUUCCUGGGAAAUGCACCGAUGCGUCAGUGCUGUUCAUGGGCAGUGCCAUUCCCAGUGUCGUCAUCGAUCUUGCCAUUUUGCUGAUUCCCAUGCCGAAAAUAUGGGGUUUGAAGAUGACGCCCUGGAGGAAGAUGGCUGUCAUUGGCAUCUUCACGCUCGGUUACUGCUCCAUCGUCGUAUCCCUGGGUCGACUGGUUACCGUCAUCAAGAUGGGAGAUGACAUCACUCGCGACAUUACUUAUGAGGCUGCGCCGACCUUCUACUGGUUCACCAUCGAGACGCCGGCGAUCCUUAUCAGUAUCUGUAUUCCGGCCAUAUUAUCUCUGUCCCGGUUCUUGGACGCUCUAUACUUCAAGCCUUUGGCAAGCAAGAUCUCGUUGGCGUGGUCGAGCCAAAGCCGAGGAACUCUCAUGACCGAGCAGUACGACAACGCCGUUUCCUCGCGCAUGGCAUCCUCCAAGUCAAAGUACGUCAAUGACUCUGAGCUCAACGCCAGCGCCACCAACGAGAGUCAAAGCAGGAUAUGUUUGCCGUCACAGCAGCAUGGCCACUACUCGGUCGAGGUGACUGGAUGGGAGAUGCAGGGUCAGUCGCCACAUCGUCAGAGCACGAAUGACGCCAUCAGAGUGCAACAGGACGUGGAAGUAAGAGCAUCGCCAUGGUAA